Hyaloscypha bicolor E is the source of this 502-nucleotide messenger RNA. RefSeq lists its product as uncharacterized. The transcript has 2 exons. The coding region runs from base 15 to 185 and encodes 56 amino acids. The record is from RefSeq and is a predicted model, not a curated record. Lineage: Eukaryota; Fungi; Ascomycota; Leotiomycetes; Helotiales; Hyaloscyphaceae.
CAAAUCUUGACACGAUGUCGAAAUCGGAGAGCGACUUAAAGAAAGCAGUUGCGGUAGCGGACGACGAUGAGCCUGAUGAAUGGGACAAGCGGAUCUUCAGCACUGGCUGUGCCGGUAAAUCAAGAUGCGGAGAGCUUUGGAUCUUUGGAAUUCUGACGAAGAUGAAGCCGAGAAUACAAAGAUGAACGACUGUUACUAUGAGAAGAAAGACUGGAGGCUAUGCAAAAACGAGGUGAGCUUUCCAACUUCCCGGAUUUAGCGAUUUUCCCUCCAUAUCACGUGUCCUACCCACGAGGGGAACCGUCGUACUGAUUUCAUGUCUGAUAUAUAGCUCGAGGUAUUUCGAAAGUGUUGGAAGCGGCAACAAAAUGAUAAAAGGACCGAGAUGAAGGAUGCUUGAUGGAGUGGCGUGGAUAGCUUGUGUAGCAAUCGACAGGAUCACUGCGGGCGCUGAGGAAUGUAACAUUAAAUGUAGUAGUAGACAAUAUCUUACUCAGCAACA